AUGUACCUGAUCACUGUGUGUGGAAACCUGCUCAUCAUCCUGGCUGUCACCACAGACUCCCAUCUCCACACCCCCAUGUACUUCUUCCUUGCGAAUCUGUCUUUUGUAGACAUCUGUUUCACUUCCACCACUAUCCCCAAGAUGCUGCAGAACAUUCAGAAUAACAGCGAAGUCAUAACAUAUGCAGGCUGCAUCACACAGAUAUACUUUGUCCUACUCUUUGCAGGCUGGGAUGAUUUUCUCCUGACUGUGAUGGCCUAUGACCGCUUCGUGGCCAUCUGUCACCCUCUACACUACACAGUCAUCAUGAACCCCCGGCUCUGUGGACUGCUGGUUCUGGUGUGCUUGAUCAUCAUUGUCUCCUUAUUUUAUUGUACAGCCUUAAGAGUGUACCUUAGCUCUGCUUCUCCCCAGCGCUCCCACUCAAGUGCAGUAGCCUCGGUGAUGUACACGGUGGUCACACCCAUGCUCAACCCCUUCAUCUACAGCCCUAGAUUCUUUCCUUCAGCCUGUGCAACCUUGGAUGUGAAAGCAUGCUCCUUGUCUGUUUGUUCCAAAUCCCAGUUCUGGCUGGAGUCUGAUGCUUCACUCCGUGCUGCCUCGGAUGAGGACAGAGCUUUCAGCCCUAUCAUCUGCUCUCCAGGGAGGAAUUCAGACUUCCACAGGACACCUUCCUCUCAGACACCUCAGCCAGGUGAGUCCAACACCCCAACUGACUGUUGA
Molecule: messenger RNA, 723 nt
Organism: Enhydra lutris kenyoni (northern sea otter)
Lineage: Eukaryota; Metazoa; Chordata; Mammalia; Carnivora; Mustelidae
Product: olfactory receptor 7A10-like
Exons: 3
Coding region: 1-723 (240 amino acids)
Biological process (GO): G protein-coupled receptor signaling pathway
Cellular component (GO): membrane
Molecular function (GO): G protein-coupled receptor activity; olfactory receptor activity
Source: RefSeq, a predicted model, not a curated record